This is a messenger RNA of Strongylus vulgaris, 720 nucleotides long. Lineage: Eukaryota; Metazoa; Nematoda; Chromadorea; Rhabditida; Strongylidae. The record is from the annotation of a GenBank genome assembly.
CUGUUUGGAAUAUUAUUUCAAUUUUUCAGGAAAAGCACUGACCCUCGCGUACAAUUUCGAGCUAAGAACCAUAGAAUUCCCGUCGUGCAAACGAGGCGAACCGUGUCUAAACGGUGUUCACGUCGAGCACAACCCGAGACUGCCAAUAAAUGUGCUCGAAAUGAUCGCAUCCUAUUGCAACCACUGUCGCCUAGAAUACUCUCCGCCCUCGUGCGGUCUCGGCAACGGAGCAUAUUCGAUGAUCGACUUCGUAAGGGCGUGUGCUGGGCAAGAGAUCAUUAUUCCCGAAGGACAGGAAUGCCGAUAUUCACUAUUACACGAAAUCAGUAUCUAACAGCCGUCGAUAUCCCGGACAAAGUUCGCUACCCACAGCACGAAAAGCUUUUCCUUGUGAAAGAGAACGUCAGACUGCCUGUGGAAGUUAUACAGAGGUUGAAGAAGAUGUGCACCCAUUGCGAGAUUGAAGGCUUUUUCUCAAAAUGCAGUGGAUUGGGACGAAUCACAAACGUUGCCGAAUUCGUGAAACGAUGACCAAAUGUCGUACUAGAGGUUGAUCUUUCAAAUGUACCGGAAGAACAGCUAAAUGCGUUAUUCGCGGAAGUUGUCGAAAUGCAAAUGUGUAUCACCCUCAGCGGAUCGUCGGUAAAGAAGCUCUCAUUCCCCAAACUGACCCGAUGGCUAUCCUGUGCACCAGGUCAAUUUUUUUUCUAUAAGGUUUAG